GAUAGGAAGUCCAGCGUGGCAAACGGAACCUUGUGCUUGCGUAGUGCUUUCCCUUUUAUUUAUACACUCUCCAAUGUUUAUUGAUUCCCCCCUCUCUCUCUCUCUCUCUCUCUCUCUCUCUAGCCUAUAUUUCUCUGCUUUUGAGUUCUGGAGAUUCUUUCUUUAAUGGUGAACAUGGACUCUGGAGAUUACUUGAUUUGCGUUUAAGUUUGCAUCUCAGCUCUUAAAUCGACUGGUGAUUGAACAUUUAUUCAGCCUGGUGCACCUGCGUCGGAAAUAGAAGGUCGGAGCAAAGAUGUUGGACGGAUUUCUGGGACGAGGGUUUUCAGGGAAAUGUAAAUCGUCAAUCAAGGAUAUCAAAGCUCGAAUCGAUGUGAUACGGAGGAAGAGGAACGCAAUGCUGAAGUAUCUGAAGAAGGAUAUGGCUGAUCUACUUUCCAGUGGUCUCGAUAUCAAUGCGUACGGCCGGGCGGAAGGGCUCCUAGUUGAGCUAUACCUCUCUUCCUGUUAUGAUUUUGUAGAGCAAUUUUGCGAGUGUAUCUUGAAACAGCUUUCAGUCAUGCAGAAACAGAGUGCAUGCCCUGAGGAAUGCAGGGAAGCUGUACCAUCUCUAAUGUUUGCUGCUGCAAGGUUUGCUGAUUUGCCAGAACUGCGUGACCUUAGGCAAAUAUUUACAGAGAAAUAUGGGAGUUCCUUAGAAGCUUUUGUGAAUCAAGAGUUUGUUGAGAAAUUGGCACCAAAACCUCUCACAAUGGAUAAGAAGCUCCAGUUAAUGCGGAAAAUAGCACAAGAGUUCUCUAUAAAGUGGGACUCCACAGCGUUUGAGCAGAAUAUGUCUAACCAGAAGAUGCCUAAUGCCCCUUCAUCUGCACAGGACCAACUGAAGAAACAUAGAUCUUUCAAUGAUGGCAAUGAUAAUGGACACAAUGUGCGUGAUGGCAGAGAGGAUACUGUCCCUAAAAGAGAUAACCAGAAUGUCUUCUCUAGAGGAAGGCAGGAAAUCACUAAGGAUGGGUACAAAUCACACAAUGAUAGGGAAGACACUGUCCCAAAAAGAGAUAACCCAGACCAUCUGCUUCAUGAAAGGAAGGAGCUUACUGGUGAUGAGUACAAACUGCACAAGGGUAGGGGAGAUGCUAUCCAGAAAAAGGAAGACCGGGAUCUUUCUUCCCAUGGAAGACAGGAAUCUAAUAUUAAUGGAUACAAAUCAUUCAAUGGAAGAGAAGAUAAUAUCCCCAAAAGAAACAAUCAAGAUGGUUUAUCCCGUGGAAGGUGGGAAGUCAUCAAGGAUGCCUAUGAGCCACGGAAAGGCAUGGACCAUACUGUUGCCGAAAGAGAAAAACAAGAUCUUUUGUCUGAUGGAAGGCGGGAAUUUACUGAUGAUGGGUACAAACGGCACAACACCAUAGGGGAUACUGUUAUGAAAAGAGAUAAGCAAGAGCUUUUGUCUGAUGGAAGACGGGAAUUUACUGAUGAUGGUUACAAACGGUACAACGCCAGAGGGGAUAGACAGGAAUUUACUGAUGAUGGGUACAAACGACACAACACCAGAGGGGAUAGACGGGAAUUUACUGAUAAUGGUUACAAACGGCUCAACACCAGAGGGGAUGGACAGGAAUUUACUGAUGAUGGGUACAAACGACACAACACCAGAGGGGAUAUUGCUGAUGAUGGGUACAAACGGCACAACACCAGAGGGGAUACUCUUAUGAAAAGAGAACAGGACAUUUUAUCUUGUCCAAGGCAGGAACUUAUUGAUGAUGAGUACAAGCACUACAAUCACAGGGAGGUUCCUAGAAGACCAGAAGUGGCUCCCACCCACACAGCACGAGAGCAGGUGAAAGCAGUUGGUAAAGACAAACCCAUUCCAGGUAGUAGCCACAACGAUCUACAGAAUCAUUCAAACUCAAUAGAAAAUGUUCCCAAGGAAGAGGCAAAAAGUAUGAAACCUUUUUCCAAUAACAUUGUUCCCCCUCCUUACAUCAAACCAAAAGAUGGUAAAUACGGAACAAAGCCCGAGGCUCAUCUUACAGGUUCAGACUUUGAUGGAUCAUCUCUUGGUCCUGCAUUCCAUAAUAGAGACUUUGGCAAUAAUCAAAGACCGCAAAUGGCAAAAAACAAAUCAGACCAUGUUGACUAUGAGCGACAAAUGGCUGGACCUGAAAGGAUGAAUGGUCAAGGGGAUGAAAAGAAUCACUAUCAACAGAGUGAUUCAGCUGAUGAUGGAAAGCCAAAACCAAGGUCAGUCAGGAGGAGACACUUGAAACCUCCAUCAGGUUGUGAAAAUGAUGGUAAUUUUGAAUUUGAUGAAGGUGUCAAGAGAAGUUCAAGUGGCAGGAGAAGAGAUCAUGCAAGACGGAGACACCAUGCUUUAUUUGACGAUGAUCAAGAUCAGAAGGAUGAGGAGGAAAAGAUGAUGGAUAGGCUGCUGAUACACUACAGUAAGAAGCAACCAGCUUAUGAACAGUGUGUACACAACAGACUAAGGAGGGAGUCGAAAGAUCCUACUGCACAUCAGGCUCGUGCUGAUGUUAGUGAGAAACAACCACCUUGUGAACAGUACGUACAAGACAGACCAAGGAAGGAGUUUAAACCUCCUGCACAUCAGGUCCAUGCUGAUGUUAGUGAACGCAGACGGCAUAGAAACAGAGAUGGGGACCACUUGAGCUCGGAGGCGAGACAUCCUCUAGCUAGAACACUGUCACUCCCUUCAGAACCACAAACUCCAACUGAGGUGUCAAGGAGGCCUGUUCGUGCUGCUUCCUUUCAGCCUGAUAGGGCGAGCUCAGCUGCCCAUGUCCAUCCUAAGCUUCCAGACUAUGAUGAUUUAGCAGAUCGAAUAGCAGCCCUCAGAGGAAGGUGAAAGGUAAUAGCAAGUAAAGCUUAUCCGUAUCUUCUUUAAUCCUCUACACGAUUUCUCCCACUGUAUUCUUACCGCAUAUUGUUUCCCUCACUCUUACCUCUAAUGUUUUCUGUAAUUCAUUCUAUCUUAAUGAAAAAAUACUGGUUUUUCUCUUUUAUUAUUCCAUUCGCUCUUCAGUAGAUAUAAAUUGUAACGGAUCCCACAUUGUCAAUAAAUUGUAAUUGAGAUUGAGAUCA
Messenger RNA from Nelumbo nucifera (sacred lotus), 3099 nucleotides. RefSeq names its product Regulator of Vps4 activity in the MVB pathway protein. NCBI's taxonomy places the organism in Eukaryota, Viridiplantae, Streptophyta, Magnoliopsida, Proteales, Nelumbonaceae. Gene Ontology annotation, biological process: protein transport. The record is from RefSeq and is a predicted model, not a curated record.